GAAACCGAUAAGAAAAUAAACACAAACAGAGUUACAGUGCUGAAAGAUGAGCAGCUCUUUCAGCUUCCAAAUCCCCAAGGCUUUGCCUUCCAUUUCUUAUUCCCCUUCUCACUGCAAAACGUUUCCUUUCUAUAAUAUUACAUCCAAACACAAACCAAUCAACAAUCCCAAGCUUGAUGAGAAACACAAUGCUACAAACAUCAACAUAAAACCAAAUGAUUGUUUUACUGCAAAGAAGACCAGCUUGGCAAUUCAAGUUGCUGCCCUUCUUGCCACUUUUGAGCAGCCAGCAUUAGCUGUUACAGGGGUUAAUAACGAGCCAGAUCUUAUUACUGUGAUAAUUCAACUAGGAAUUAUUGCUUUUUGGUACUUCCUUAUCAUGCCACCAAUCAUCAUGAAUUGGCUUAGGAUAAGAUGGUACAGAAGAAACCUUUUGGAGAUGUAUUUGCAGUUUAUGUGUGUCUUCCUGUUUUUUCCAGGAGUAAUGCUUUGGGCACCAUUUUUGAACUUCAGGAAAUUCCCACGGGAUCCAUCCUUGAAGUAUCCCUGGGAUACACCUAAAGAUCCCUCACAAGUUAAAAAUGCGUAUCUCAAAUAUCCCUUUGCCAAGCCUGAAGAUUAUGAUUUGUAAUUUAUGAAAUAUGUACCAAUAUUCACCUUGGGUCUUGCUUAUACCCUAUAUAGCUUCCUCCAGAUUUAAUUCUUAAGUUUGUAAACAGUUUGAACCUUAACUUUACUGACUUGUUGAUGAUAUCAAUUCCAUACAUGGAGAGGGGCUUGCAACGAAAUGGCAAAGAAAGCGAGUUUUUUCUUAAAAUAAUAUAGUUAAAUAUCUUUAUUCCCAUAAUAAGGUACUUUUAUUCUUAUUUCACAAAACAGAGUAUUUUUUUAGCUAUGUAGGCAUUUAAUUUCUUCUCUACCUUUGUUUUCUUUCCCCCUCCAUCCUUUCCUUUCUUCUUCAUCAUUUCUUUUCUCUCUGCUUUUAUCUAUUGAACUUUGGUUUUACCCAUACAAGUUUAAAGGCUCGACAACUCAAACUUUGCUAAGCGAAUUAAACCAAAACUGAGCCUCCAAGAAAACAAAUUGGCAGAUUACACCUUUUUAAGCAAUUAAACCAUAAGUAUUCAAUUGUAAUUUUUUUAACAUAAAAAUCAACACUCAUCCACAUUUCAAAAAUUUAUAUGCCAAGUAAUCCAUUUAGUUUUAAAAAAUAUAUCACGAACUAAAAACCCAACGAAGAUAUCCCGCUAAUUCAACAAAUCAAUUAAAAUCCGAUAAAAGCACCAUUUUGGUUAACUUCUCAUUGAAAGGAAAGUUAACGUAAGCUUCCCAAAUAGCUCUGUUCUUAGGAGAGAUGUCAUCAGGGAGCCAAGCUGUUUCAGAGGCGUUGUUCCAAGAGCGUCUUUGUCGUUUUGGGUGCUUUAGUGAAUAACAUUUUGAAAAAGCUAGUUGGAUUCAAAUGGGAUUUAACCAAAUUUGGGUGAAUUAUGAUGAUCGUUGGCUUUGUGAAGGAAUUGACAGUCCAAAUUCAUUUGAUGCUUUAUAAGUUUUAGAUUUGAAAGAGUCCUCGUUUCUAAACGAGCCAAAAGACUCAAAAUGGAGAACAAGGUUGCUAGAAAUCUUCCCCUCAUCAGCGGCCGUUUCGGCGGAUGAUUCAGAUUCGGCAAAUUUAUAAUGUAGUUAUAGACAGUCUGACCGAUAUACACUUUGAAAUGAAUUCUUUUCUUAAAAUGAACGGUAGCAGACAUCAGGGACUUGAGCAAAGUUAUAUAUAUUAUACUUAAAGGGAUCACCUUUCCAGGUCUCCUAUUUCUGAACAUUUUGAUCCUCAUUAUUGCAAUACUCCAUCUGCAACCUGCACUAUAUUUUGCAAACAUAAAAACUCAUGUUUAUAAUGAACUCUGAUAAUUUGGACUCAACUACUAUUGUUAUCGUAAAGAAUAAAAAAAUGUAAAAGAAAGCGCCACCAAUUCUAAGAAAACAAACCCAAUUUGAGGAUUGAACUUUCCUUAGUGCAUUUUAAGGUUCCAUUGAAGAUUACAGCAUUAAUCACAAAUUUAAUUGUUUAUCAAUCUUCAGGUUUCAAUGCCACAACCAUGCAUUAAUCACAACUCAUUCCUUUCAUUAAUUGUUAGUACCUUAGCAGCAAUAGAUUCCAAAAGCAUUGCAAUUUUUCAUUCUUGAAGGAAAUGCCCGAGGAUUGAUUAUAAGAUCAGGGCGCAUCUUUCAUCUCUGGCUAGUUUCAUUCCGGCUCCGGUUGUUCCUGGGGCCCGUGGUUCUCUGUAUACAAACUCGAUUGUUAGGAAAAAGAAGAAGAUAAAAAAAAACCUUUUGAUGCAAAUGAUUUAGUAAAUGCAGAGCCUUUUUAUAAAAUUGUAAAAAAUUUUCAUCUAUGGGAUGCUUCCCUUAUUGACGUUGUUUCGAUCUCAAGUCCUAUGGGCAUGCUUCGCUUGUCAUUUCUUACUCGAACGAAGGAUUUUUUUGCAAAGGUAACUAGAGUUUGGGAUGCGGAUUAUUCAGCCACGAGAUCGCGGGACCUAGUCAAAUAAGAUUUAUUUCACCUUGGGGAGGGCGUGAAGGGAGUUAAUUUUUUGGGGUUUCAUCGGACUGGGCAAAGAAACUAUUGAGAGAGUGAACUAGGAUGGAAAGAAAGAAAAAAAAACCAAUAAUGGGGAAAGCUGAUGGCUGAUGUGGCAACUAAAUGCUUAUGUGUUAAAAAAACACCUUAUUUUAAGAUAUAAGAAUAAAAAUACCUUAUUUAGGGAAUUAAGACUUUUAAGCACAUGACAUUGAAUUAUUUUGAAAUUCAAAUCCAAACUACCUCUUUUUUUUCCCCCUUAUAUCCUCAGACUAAAGCUUUUAUUGUCAAAAAAAAAAAAA
Molecule: messenger RNA, 2880 nt
Organism: Durio zibethinus
Lineage: Eukaryota; Viridiplantae; Streptophyta; Magnoliopsida; Malvales; Malvaceae
Gene: NDHL
Product: inorganic carbon transport protein-like protein
Molecular function (GO): oxidoreductase activity, acting on NAD(P)H, quinone or similar compound as acceptor
Source: RefSeq, a predicted model, not a curated record